Haliotis rufescens (red abalone) is the source of this 1885-nucleotide messenger RNA. Its product is annotated as fibrillin-1-like. The transcript is spliced from 6 exons. The coding region runs from base 145 to 1224 and encodes 359 amino acids. NCBI's taxonomy places the organism in Eukaryota, Metazoa, Mollusca, Gastropoda, Lepetellida, Haliotidae. The record is from RefSeq and is a predicted model, not a curated record. Gene Ontology annotation, molecular function: calcium ion binding.
CGUUGAUUUUAAACAGUGGAAGCUUUAGCCAGCCACUGUGGGACUUCUGAUUUAUUCCCUGGAUACCUCGUCAGGCACUUAACAUCAAAUGCAUACGGUUCCUCCUGUCGUGUAGAAGAAAAACCGCUACACAUUUAUUUGAAAAUGGUUUCCAAAUGGUGUGCGUUUCUUUUUAAUUUUGUGUUCGUUUCGAAAGGAGUUUCGUCAUAUUUUUUCAUGAACAACAAUUGUGGAGUGGAUCAGUUUGAAAAGUCACUAUCGCUGGACGGAUUCAUCUAUGACGUCUAUACUUUAGGAAGUCAUAAAGCGAUAAAUUACUUGGCAUGCGCUGUGGAUUGCUUCUACAAUGUAAAUUGUCUGUCGGUAGUGUUUGAUGAACAAACGUCUUCGUGUUCUAAAUACUUCACUCACAUGAAGGACUCCUACACCAGAAGACCCAGCAGCACAGCAUCGUACCUGCAACUGAAGGAUCCAGACAACUGUGCAGACAUUGUCGUUCCAUGCGGUACCAAUGCUGUUUGUCUGAACAAACGUCAAAAUGACACGUGCGUAUGCAACCCUGGAUUAACAGGUGAUGGCCAAACCUGCUCGGAGGAGAACGAGUGUCUAACGGGAUCCAACAACUGUGACGUAAAUGCAGACUGCACCGACGUUGUCGGCUCCUACACUUGUGCGUGUAAACCAGGCUUUAACGGUGACGGAUGGACAUGUGCAGACAACAAUGAAUGUAGUACUCCCAACGUCUGUCACGAGAACGCCAACUGCACGAACACUUUGGGGUCCUACACGUGCCACUGUAACCACAUGUAUGAAGGGGACGGUGUGAACUGCAACCUUGAGAAAAUCAAAGGACAAACAUGUACACAGGCUUCAGGCUGCAUCCGAAGUAACUUCACCUGCUCCUCUGGUCUCUGCGACUGUGACGUUGGCUACAGCUACAACGGCACCUCCAACACCUGCGUCAUCAGGUGCGACAACUACGGCAGCGAGUUCAGCCAUCAAUCAACCACCUACUGCGUCACCGGCUACAAUAACGCAAUUUACGACGUCAACACCUACACCGAAUGCAGACAGCACUGCUUGACCACCUCCUCCUUCACCUGCAGGACCUUCGAACUCUGGAACGGCGCGUGUUACCUCUCAUCAGCUGUUAAAACCGAAGUUCCGGACGCGAAAUGGGCCCCGUGGACCGGGUGCAAAUAUUACCAGCGUCAUUGUGCUUAGUGUGCCCGUGUCUCACACGUACCUUAUUCUGUUUGUUUCAUACUUUGUAAAUUCAGAUUGGAUGCAGAGUUGUUCACGGGACAUUGGAGACAAGUCUUCGGAUAGCGUCCCCUUAACUGCCAGGAUCCGAUGGUCGCGUCAUAUGUGAACCCCCUUGAGCUUUCCUGCCACCUUAAUUAUUUGUGGGCCUGUCAUACAACUGGAGUACUGUUCACAACUGCAGUCUUACGUAGUUCUGAUCCCAUACUUUACCUUAUUCUUUGAAUAUUAUAUUAUGGUUAUGAUUUUGAUUAUUAAAGUUUGCUACCUCCACAGCAUCUACAUCUGGCGCAUGAUAAUUUAACCACGCAUGUGUCACGAUGUUUCUCUAUUAACAUGUGCCCGGGCGGUCGGUAAUAGUCAUUGAAUUUGUGCCUCAACUACGAUGACUAAUUUAGAAAUCCAAAUCAUCCGCAUCCACGUACCGUAUAGUUCAGUUGUUUAAUAUUGAAGACGAACCGACCACUCAGAUUGGUCAAUCAUAGGUUUCAAGUGAAAAUGAUUUUAACUCUUAUUUAAAGGGGGCACGGGUGGCCCAGUCGUCUAAGGCGACGCAAUUCGCUUUGCAGAGUUGCGUCCCUUGUGCACGCAAGAUACCUAUGAUUGUGGGUUCGAAUUUCGA